ACCAUGAAGCUGAGCAUCUGCAGCAUGAUGGUCUGCUGCAGUGCAUUGUGGGUAGUCUCCUCCUCUGUGGUUAAAGCUCCUCCCCGUCCUGGAUGUGACUCCACGUUGGCGUUCUCCUCUGACGUCUUGUCCUUGUCUGAAGGAGGCGGAGACAUCCACAGCAGAUCUGUGUCUCCAUGGAGAUGGAGGUCGUCCACGGUGAAGACCCGGAUCCCAUCCACACUCUGGGAGGCUGAGUGCAGCAGCAGCUUCUGUUCCGGUGCCGACACCAGACGGACCGACGUACUGGGCCUCAACUCAGUCCCAGUUUACCAGAACCUGCUGGUCCUGACCCGGCAGGAGGGAGGGGACUGCUUCAACGCCUCGUACCGGUCCGUCGCUGUUGGAUGCACUUGCGUCUGGGCCAAAAGCACACCGGGUCAGGACUGAAGGACCCAGACCGGAACAUCUGACACCAGAACCUCAUCAGAACAAAUGCAGAACAGUAGAACCUGAACAGAACAUCUGACACCAGAACCUCAUCCGAACAAACGCAGAAUACCAGCACCAGAACAGAACACACAUAGAACACCAGAACCUGAACAGAAUGUAUGUAGAACACCAGCACCAGAACUGAACAUCUGACACCAGAAGCUCAUCAGAACAAAUGCAGAACAGCAGAAUCUGAACAGAAUACACAUAGAACAGCAGAACCUGAACAGAACAUCCAUAGAACAGCAGAACUGGAUCAGACCCAGACCCAGUGGGCCUGGUUCUGUUAGUUUACCCAGUUGGAUUUAAAGGUUGAUUGUCUGUGAUUUGAACUGUUUCUGUUCAUAAACUAAAGGUGUUUGUGAUUUUAAACAUGAAUGUGAUUGGAUCAGUUUAGGUUUUAUUAGUUUUAUUGGUUUUCUUAGUUUUAUUGGUUCAUUGUUGAU
This is a messenger RNA of Sphaeramia orbicularis (orbiculate cardinalfish), 917 nucleotides long. It is a transcript of the gene il17a/f2, whose product is annotated as interleukin 17a/f2. The record is from RefSeq and is a predicted model, not a curated record. NCBI's taxonomy places the organism in Eukaryota, Metazoa, Chordata, Actinopteri, Kurtiformes, Apogonidae. Gene Ontology annotation, cellular component: extracellular region. The transcript is spliced from 3 exons. Gene Ontology annotation, molecular function: cytokine activity. Bases 4 to 429 code for a protein of 141 amino acids.